AAUUUAGGCGAACGUACAAAGAAAAUAAAACGUGUUUAUUUAUACAUUACAUUACAUUACAUUUACAUUUCUCAUUUUAGUGAGUUUUCGGAAAGAAGUUAUGUUACGUUCUGUUCAAAUUAUUUCGUGUUCAGUGUAAUACAAUAUGUCACAACAAUUGGCCAUUACAAACUUUUUCAAAGAGAAAGUGCAUCCAUCUCCAAAUUUCGGGAAAAAUAUGUACACUAUAAAAAGAAAGAAACGAAAUUUAAGUUUAGCUAAAGUUUCAACACCUACUGCAUCCCCGAGCAAAAGAAAAAUUGAAGAUGAUAGAAGUAUACUUAGUGACGAUGACGACUUUUGCACACCUGUUAAAUCAAAGCCUCUGAGUCUCUCGCAGAGUUCUAAUGACAGUGAGAAAACAAUUAUAUAUACCCCAUCGCCGAAAAAAUCCUCGCAGACACCCAAAAAAACCCCAAAGAGUUCUCCAAACCUCGGUUCAACUUCCAAAUCUCAGACUCCGAGUGCCAAAGACAGAUUUUUCUCUCCAACAAAAAAUCGCAGUGUUAAGAAAAGGACGCCUCUAAAGAGCAAAAGAAAUUUGAGCAGUUUGCUUGGAAAUGGAGAUUGUUUAGAAAAGUCUGUGGAAGAAGUAUGCUUUGAAUAUGCAUGUGAAGGCAUGGAUGAUAAGACUAUAUUCCUCUUACAAAUAAUAAACAAAUACCUAAAUGAUAGUACAUUAAAGCCACUCCUAAACAGCAGAGCUCAACAAUUGCUACAAAGUAGCCAGUCAGUGGUAAAGCCAGGUAUGAAGCUAGUGUGCAGACUGUUCUGGCGCAAAGACCAGUGGUUCCGGAGGAAACAGAUCAUGGAGAUUGUCAGCGAAGAUAAGGAACCCUUGGAUGAUCCCAGUCUGCAAGCAAUGAUUCUAUCAUUGACUCAAAGAGCUUGGUUGAAAGAGAGUAGCAACUGUAUGACUUUCAAAGAACUGUCAUUACUCUUCAAAGCUGAAGAACUGAAGUUCAUUUGCAAAGACUUGAAGCUGAAAGGAGGCACAAAGCAAGAGGCAAUUGAUUCAUUGUGGACUUACAGCCGGCGCACAUCGAGUAUUUGUAGCUACUUCACCAACGGCAAGGCUAGUGAUAACAGUGAAAGGGUUUUAAAAAUAAUGAGAGAGAAGGCGGGUUCCUGUUAUAAGUUGUCAGAAGUUGCUAUAAAGACCCUCAACCAGCUGUAUGUGCUCAUGUAUCUAGGCAUGGACUUUAGCCUCAUACGGGACAAGAAGUUUGAAUUGGCACUUAUCUACGAUAAAAUAGGCAGAGAACCUUAUCCUGUGGACCAGGACAUGGAACUUGACAAUGCUAGUGUAGUUUUUGAAACCAAUGACGAAUUUGAAAGGUACAUGACUGCACAUAACGUGUAUGAGGAUUUUCUAGCUGAAACAUGCUCUGAUGAGAAGACUGCCCUAGUCAAACAAGUUUAUCAGGUCUACAGAGCAAUAGACGAUGAAGAAAUGUUACGUUACAAAGCCCUACCAAGCUGGCUUCGGCGGUUUACACCAGCUAAUCUCUACAUCAGAAUUCUAGACUCAGGCAUACAAGAUUUGAAGAAAACCAAAACUGUCGAGUCUUAUGAACUCGCGAUAGAAAUACUGAGCGGCUUGAUAGAGCAGACUGCUUUCCGACAGCAUAAGAAGGCGGGCUGGUACGCGGAGAAGGCGUUGAUUCUUCAUGGCUUACUUGGGAGGUGUGAUGAGGCAGCCGAAGUCCUGAUAGAAGGCUUCAAGUCCAACUUAACCGACGAGGAAAAAGACAUAAUGCGCAACCGAGCCAUCAGGAUAGCGCGGCAGAAGUCUGUAAAGGUUAGCGACCACUUGAAGAAGGGGCUACUGGAACACGCCAGUAAAGACGCUAUACUGGAGAAGAAUAUCGACGCGGAACACAUAUACAAACAACCUAUGGAGAACACUUCAAAAGGCAAGGCAAGGUUUGAAACGAAAACUUCAGAAGGCAGGGUUUUUCAAAGCGUAGAAGAGUACUGUAUUACUCAUUGCAUCAGUACUGGAGAGUUCACUCAUGGCGAGCACUGGGAAGGCCGUAUCGUCACAACAAUGUUCUUCCUCCUAUUCUGGGACAUCAUCUACUCGAAGCCGCGCGGCGUCCGCGGUGUCUUCCUCACGCAUUUCCAAGCGUUCCCGAUGGACCUGUUCUCCGACAGCUUCUACACCAACCGACAGGUGCUCAUCGAUGACAGGCUGCGGCUCAUUGAGAGUUCUACCGAGGAGGAAGUGUUGGAGAUGAUGGAGAAUACUUGGCGAGACAGGCCUGAAGGCGAGAUCUCCGGCAUCAACCUUGCUGCUGGCUGGGAGCACGUGAGCGCGGUGGCGGCGUGCCUCGGGCCGCGCGCGCUGGCCGCGCUGGCGGCGCGCCUGGCGCGGCACUACCGCCACGCGCGGAGCGGCUUCCCCGACGUUACCCUAUGGAACGUCUAUACCAAACAGAUAAAGUUCGUAGAAGUAAAGAGCGACUCGGACCACCCGUCGAUGAAGCAGAUCCAGUGGAUGAACUACCUGCGCGAGCACGGCAUCCGCACCGGGCUCUGUUACGUCGGCGCCAACACCACCCGGCAACGCGCCAGGGCGGGGAAGAAAUCGCCUUAAACACUGCAAUAGGGUUGGCAACUGUCAAAGGUUUGCAUAGAUGGCGCCAUCAUAGCUUGCCCCUUUUUUAUGUGAUUUGGCUUAAAGGGAUGGCAUCCAAAGCUAAUGAUUUUUGUUUUUAAUAAAAUCAAAAAUUUGACAUAAUUCUAGGAAUUGACAGCGCAAGUUAUGCUGACGCCAUCUGCUAAAUAUUUCGACUGGCCAACCCCAUUAUAGGAUUACUGCGACGAUUGGUUUUAGUAUACUGCGGUGCGGUUGAAGGUUUUGUGUUCGAAUGAUAUAUACUAAGUAAAAAUUAAACUUAAAACUAAAAAUUCACUGCACGAAGUGCACGGCUAUCUUAACAACCGUCUGAGCUAAGACUCCUGUACACCAUGGCCCAAUGUAGGCCAGUCCAGGGGACUCAUUUAUGUGUUAGAGGGAGCAAGUAAUAUUGCUAUCUCAUUCCACUGCAUAGCCGCGUCUUAGACUGGCCGCCUACGCUGGGCCAUGGUGUACAGGAGCCAUUAAGUGUAAAACUAUUUGUAAUUAGUCUUAAGUUCAAUUUUAUUAUUUACAGUCCUAUCAUACUGUAUAAAUCAGAAAGAGACGACUAGUCCUUGUCGGGUGUGACAUUUGUCGCGGUGCCACUUUUAGAUAGGCUGGCUUUACGUUAGAAAACUGGUGUACAGGCAAGGGCCUGACACUCUUUGAUAGAUAAAGAUAGUCUUAUUGCGAUUCCCAUAAGAGGAAAGAGAAAAUAGUGGCAUGCUUUUUGACCUUAUCACAUGGCGAAAUACCGAAAUUUAUAAGAGUGAAAGAAAAAAUCCUAUGCUGCCCAAAUUUUAUAUGAAUAUUCUUUCUCUUACCCCCGGUCGCUCGGUGGCGCGUCUAUAACUACUUUUAUAUACUAUGUCUAUGUGUACAGGUGAAAUUUGUUAUUGUUGUCUUGGUUACCACCACUGUCGAAUGAGUUAUAAUAUUAUUUAUGACCUCCACUGGAAUCUGACCUUUAGCAGUACAUAAUGUUGUAUAUGUCACUUUGUAAAUUUUUCAACUAAUUCGAUUCUUUUAUUUUCAUUAUUAUCAUUACAAGAACCACCAUCACUUUGGAAUUGAUUACUUAUAAUUCUAAAAUGGUAACUGCCUUUGGUUCUGUAAACACAUUGUAACCGUGAAAGCUUUUACUAUAAAGUAAAUUGUAUUUUGGGACCUUUCUAUAUGGGUGAGAAUCCCGGCCAACUUUAAAAUGACAUGAAUCAUGAUAGUCAAAAAGCAUAAUUCGAUAAUAAGACCCCCUAAUCACCAAAUCAUUAUUUACCCAUUACUGCAUUUA
Messenger RNA from Cydia strobilella, 3953 nucleotides. Its product is annotated as fanconi-associated nuclease 1-like. Lineage: Eukaryota; Metazoa; Arthropoda; Insecta; Lepidoptera; Tortricidae. The record is from RefSeq and is a predicted model, not a curated record. The transcript is spliced from 12 exons. Gene Ontology annotation, biological process: interstrand cross-link repair. Gene Ontology annotation, cellular component: nucleus. Gene Ontology annotation, molecular function: 5'-flap endonuclease activity; 5'-3' exonuclease activity; flap-structured DNA binding. The coding region runs from base 146 to 2638 and encodes 830 amino acids.